AUGUCUACUUGUAGUAUCUUCUCAAUUCUCCACAAGAUGCAUCUUGUCGCACUCCCACAUUAUCUCAGAUCAGAGCUUGAUUUGUAUUUUUAUGCAUUGCGUUUUCUCACUACUAACACACCCACACACAACAGCAUGGACGAAAUUAAGCGGCUGCGAGAAGACAGGCAAAAGCCGUUCUUCGAGGAUGACGACGCAGUGAUGGCAGACGUAUCGGAAAUGCAGGCUCUUAACGAUGAUGAGCGUCAAAACCUGCCUCAGGACUCGUAUACUGCUCCACAAGAGUUCCUCAACGAGACUGUAUCUUUGCAGGCUGUCGAUGAGCUGCAAGCUAACGAGUCCAACAAGAGCAUUUACAACCGUGCAAACGAUUACAAGCGCAAACGUCUGGAUCGCCAGGAGGCUGAUGACGAUGAGAAGGAUCUAAGCUACAAGGAGCGACUGGCUUUAAGAGACCUGGAACGAGACGAGAAGCGAGUACAGGAGGCAAUCAGAAAGAAGGAGGAGGCAAAUGGAACAUCCCAGAAGGAACAGGAUGAACUUCGGAAGUUCGAACGGGCUCAAACUCCUCCCAGAGUGGGUCCUCGUGUCAGAAAGGGCCGAUCAGAUAAACCUGUCACUGAAGACAGUGGUGAGAGAGGACGAAAGCGGAAGUCGAGAUGGGACGUUCCCGACGAAAAGGAAGCCGAGACGUCUACAACCAGCAAAAUAACAGACGAGUUUCUUGCUUCGGUGCUUCCUUCGGAAGGAUACAUUGUACUUACUCCCCCUGCUUCAUACAAGCCAUUAAUCAAGAGCAAGGUGACAGUCAAGAUUGAGGGAUACAGCAUUCCAGGAGGCAGCACAGAAACUGCGGUCGAUAGAGCAUUGGCGAUCCAGGCAGCCGUUCCUUCGGCUGACGCUAUUCCUGGAGUGGGAGAUUUGGCGUACUUUAAGGAAAGUGAUAUGAAGUACUUUGGAGCGCUGAUCAAACAGCAGGAUGCAGAAGAACAGGGUCUAUUGAGUGCUCGUGAAAUGAAGGAGCGCCAGGUGAUGCGUCUGAUUCUAAAAAUCAAGAACGGAUCUCCUCAGAUGCGAAAGCAGGCCAUGAGACAGUUGACUGAUUCUGCUCGAUCUCUGGGUCCCGAGGCCCUUUUUUCGCAAAUCAUCCCCCUUUUCAGAGAAAGGUCCUUGGAGGAUACAGAACGACACUGGCUUGUCAAGGUGGUUGAUCGAGUCCUGUUCAAGCUGGGUGAUCUGGUAAGACCAUACACACCCCGACUAUUGUCUGUCAUUGAGCCAUUACUGAUCGAUGAGGACUAUUUCACACGAGUCGAGGGACGGGAGCUGGUUGCCAACAUCUCCAAGGCCGCUGGACUCCCACAUAUGAUAUCAACACUCCGACCUAACGUCGGACACGCAGACGAGUUUGUCCGAAACACCACUGCUCGAUCGUUUGCCAUUGUUGCUAGUGCUCUGGGAGUUCCUGCAUUAGUUCCUUUCAUUAAAGCCGUCUGCAAGUCAAAAAAGUCAUGGGAAGCUCGUCACACAGGAGCAAAGAUUGUCCAGCAGAUUGCUAUUCUCAUCGGAUGCACAGUGCUGCCAUAUCUCGGCUCUCUCGUGGAUUGUAUUGGAGACGGAUUGACUGACGACAACCCUAAGGUCCGUCAGAUGACCGCGCAGGCUCUUGCUGCUCUUGCCGAAGCUGCCGCCCCUUACGGUAUUGAGUCGUUUGAGAACGUAUUGGAACCUCUCUGGCUUGGGGUGCGAGAGCAGCGAGGUAAACAUCUUGUGGCGUUUCUGAAAGCGAUUGGAUACAUUAUUCCUCUGAUGAAUCCCGACUAUGCCGAUUAUUAUACCAAGGAAGUUAUGGCUGUCGUUCUUCGAGAGUUCUAUUCCCCUGACGAGGAAAUGAAGCGAGUGGUUCUGGAAGUGGUCACGCAAUGUGCCCGCUCUGAGGGUGUAACCGCUCGAUACAUUCGUGUCGAGGUUCUUCCCACGUACUUUAAGUGCUUCUGGACCCGUCGAAUGGCUUCUGAUCGAGUGUGCUACAAGCUUAUUCUCUCUACAACUGUGGAACUGGCUAAUAAGGUCGGUACUGCUGAAAUCGUGGACCGAGUUGCUAACCAUCUCAAGGACGAGUCUGACCACUUUAGACGACUUACAAUGGAGACUAUUGACAAGGUUGUGGCCAAUCUCGGAAUUGCUGAUAUCGAGGCCGGCUCGAAACUGGAAACCCGUCUGGUUGACGGUAUUCUGACGGCGUUCCAGCUGCAAUCACCAGCUGCCAAUGCCAACCGAGCCGACUCGAUUGUCAUGCUACGAGGCUUCGGAACAGUUAUCCAAGCUCUUGAUACACGAGCCGCACCCUACUUUUCUCAGAUCACGUCUUCCGUGCUGUUCAGACUCUCCAACAAGUCCCCUAUUGUUCGAAGUCAGGCUGCCGACUUGAUUGGCCAGAUUGCUGGAGUUAUGAAGAACUGUGGAGAAGAUGAGGCCCUCAACAAGCUGGGACAAAUCCUGUACGAGCAGCUUGGAGAAGAGUAUCCUGAGGCUCUGGGUUCUCUGCUUGGAGCCCUCAAGGCCAUUGUCGCUGUUGUUGGUCUGGCUUCAAUGACUCCCCCCAUUCGAGAUCUUCUGCCUCGUCUGACGCCUAUUCUGCGUAACCGACACGAAAAGGUACAGGAGAACACCAUCGAUCUGGUUGGUCGAAUUGCCGACCGAGGUCCCGAGUAUGUGUCCGCUCGAGAAUGGAUGCGAAUCUGUUUCGAGCUCAUUGAUCUCCUUAAGGCACACAAGAAGACCAUUCAAAAGGCAGCAAAUAACACAUUUGGAUAUAUCGCCAAGGCGAUUGGCCCCCAAGAUGUAUUGGCCACGCUGCUAUCUAACCUGCGAGUCCAGGAACGUCAGUCUCGUGUCUGUACAGCUGUGGCGAUUGGUAUUGUGGCCGAGACUUGUUCUCCGUUCACCGUGCUUCCUGCUCUGAUGAACGAGUACCGUGUUCCUGAGAUCAACGUCCAGAACGGUGUUCUUAAAGCCAUGACCUUCAUGUUUGAGUACAUUGGAGAUAUGGCCAAAGACUACAUUUACGCUGUGGCUCCCCUGCUGGAAGAUGCUCUUACAGACAGAGACCACGUACAUCGACAGACGGCAGCCACUGUUGUGCGCCAUCUGGCCAUCAACUGCGUGGGUCUCGGAGCCGAGGAUGCCAUGGUGCAUUUUCUCAAUCUGCUGAUUCCCAACAUCUAUGAGACGUCUCCUCACGUGAUCGUGCGUAUUUUGGACGCCAUUGAGGGCAUUCGUCUUUGCCUGGGACCCGGCCUGGUGCUUAAUUACAUUUGGGCCGGUCUGUUCCAUGCUGCCCGGAAGGUCAGGGAUCCGUUCUGGAAGGCAUACAACUCUGCGUACAUCGAUAAUGUCGAUGCCAUGACUCCUUACUACCCCGACAUGCCAGAGGAUGAUGAAUUUUACCGACACGAGUUGGAUUUGUGGGUUUAA
Molecule: messenger RNA, 3477 nt
Organism: Yarrowia lipolytica CLIB122
Lineage: Eukaryota; Fungi; Ascomycota; Dipodascomycetes; Dipodascales
Biological process (GO): spliceosomal complex assembly
Cellular component (GO): U2-type prespliceosome; U2 snRNP; catalytic step 2 spliceosome
Molecular function (GO): protein binding; mRNA binding
Source: RefSeq, a predicted model, not a curated record